GUGGCAAGGUAGACGCAUUCGUUGCAGUUCCUGGGAAAGGCGAGAGCCAGAGGCAACGGGUGAGCGGGGCGGUGGGCGCGGACCUCGUGCAGCGAGAGGCCCGCUGCCCACAUGUGCACACGCCUCCUGCUGCGAGGGACGGCUCAGCUCGCACGGGAGCCCGGCAGCUGCUUUGCUCCGGACGCCAGGGAACCUGACACCUCCCACGUGGUGGGAUACAAGCUCAUUGGUGGCACCAGCACACAAGAAAGGAACGUCCAGCCCCUUAGAGGACGCGCUGACGGCAGCAGUGACAGUAUAAAUGUCAGCGUCGCUGGCCGAAGGCAGCAGAGGCAGGGACGAAGGCCGCAGCCGCAGCUGCCGUGCCCGGCCCCAGCGAUGGAGAAGUUCAAGGCUGCGAUGCUGCUGGGGGCUGCUGGCGACGCCCUGGGCUACAGCAACUGCUGCAGGGAGAGCAGCAGCGCGGGCUCCGUGCAGAGCGAGCUGCAGCGCAGCGGCGGGCUGGACCGCCUCGUGCUCUCCCCAGAGCAGUGGCCAGUGAGCGACAACACCAUCAUGCACAUGGCCACCGCGGAGGCCCUCACCACAGACUACUGGUGCCUGGACGACCUGUACCGCGAGAUGGUGAGGUGCUACGUGGAGGUCAUCGAGAAGCUCCCAGAACGGCGGCCAGACCCAGCCACGAUUGAAGGCUGCUCGCAGCUGAAGCCAGAUAACUACCUCCUGGCCUGGCACACACCUUUCAACGAAAAGGGCUCGGGAUUCGGAGCAGCCACCAAAGCCAUGUGCAUCGGCCUGAGGUACUGGAAGCCCGAGCGGCUGGACACCCUCAUCGAGGUCAGCGUCGAGUGCGGCAGGAUGACCCACAACCACCCCACAGGCUUCCUGGGGUCCCUGUGCACAGCCCUGUUUGUGUCGUACGCCGUGCAAGGGAAGCCGCUGGUGCAGUGGGGGCGCGACAUGGUGCGGGUGCUCCCGCGGGCCGAGGACUACUGCAAGAGGACCAUCCGGCACAUGGCAGAAUACCAGGAGCACUGGUUUUACUUUGAAGCUAAGUGGCAGUUUUAUUUGGAGGAAAGAAAGAUCAGUGAAGACACAGAAAACAAAGCCGUCUUUCCCGACAAUUACGAUGCAGAGGAGAGAGACAAGACCUACAAGAAGUGGAGCUCUGAGGGCCGAGGGGGACGACGAGGCCACGACGCCCCCAUGAUAGCCUACGACGCCCUCCUUGCUGCGGGCAGCAGUUGGGACGAGCUGUGUCGCCGUGCCAUGUUCCAUGGAGGUGAGAGCGGGGCCACGGGCACGAUCGCCGGCUGCCUGUUCGGACUGCUGUACGGCCUGGACGCCGUCCCCAGGGGCCUCUACCAGGGGCUGGAGCACCAGGCACGGCUGCAGGACCUGGGCGCGGCCCUCUACCGCCUGUCCACCGAGGAGAACCCACAGAGCCGGGAGCCCGGCGGCAGGGCGGUGCCGGCGCACACGCAGCAGGGUCUGAGGAAGAGGGUCAGCAGGACCUGGGACCCCGCGGCCCGCGCCCUGCUCGGCAGCCUCCUGCUGUACCUCGCCAGCCGUGCAGACGGGCCCCUGGCAGCCGAGGGCCCGGAGCACAGAGCCGGCCGCCCGCCGGGGCCCCAGGAGGCCCAGCGACGGCCCACACGCUUCCAGCUCCUGCAGGCCAAGUUCAUGGGCUCGGGCCGAGAGCCCCACCUCAAGAGGACCCGGGAGGUGGGCCGGCUGAUCUCCAGGGACAAGCAGGGGCCGGGCAGGAGCCUGGUGAAUGCCACCAUCCAUCGGCUCCAGGAAAGCACCGGCCAAGCAGCCGGCGGCCCCGGCCAGAGGCCCCUCCCCAGAGAGAAGCCCCGCUGGGGCCCCCCGGCCGGGAAGAGCUUCGUGAAAAACAUCCUGAAGAAGUUCCUGGCGGUGGAGGAGAAGGAGGCCGGCGAGAGGCCCCCUGCGGGCCGGCCCAAGGCCCCGGGCAGGAGCUCGGCCCUGUGCCGCCUGCGGGAGAGGUUCGAGCAGAGCAGCUGCCUGUGCUCCGAGGCCGGCCUGCUGCCCCUGCGCAAGGACUCGGGCAAGAGGAAGCACCUGCAGCGCCGGAAGAUGCACAGGCCCCAGGUGCGCGUGCUGCACACGGCCACCAUGGCCAGCACCUGCCUCAGGACGCCGCCCGCCCGCUUCCUGGCCUGCACGGCCGAGCCGCUGCCCGCCCUCAGCAUCGCCACCGUGGUCUGCGGCCCCAGGAGCUGGCUGGCUCACUGCGCCAGAAUCAGCCACGCGGAGUCCCGGCGCCGGCCCGCCCAGCACCCCACGCUGCCACUGAUGGCCCACGGGGACGGCGGCCUGGCUCUGAGCACGGAGCGUGCUUCCCACGAAGGCCACGCCCUCCCCGGCCUCGUGCCUGUGCCAUCCCCAGGGGGCGCCAGGUCAGCCGCAGGAGACAGGGCAGUGGAGCCCAGGGCCGGGGGCAGCGCAGGUGCCACCUGGGAGGUGAGGGCCGGCCCAGGGGAAGCCCCCGAAGUCACCAUGACGGUGUGCAGCUCUGACGAGGAGGCCGAGGAGGCAGCCCCCGCCUGCGGAGGAGACCCUGUCUUUGCCACCCAAAAGCAUCUCCCAGAAGAGAAAGGGCUGGAACUUAUCCCCCCGCUCCAGCCGCUGGCCGUGCAGGCCACUCGGCGGACACAGUGCGCCAUGGAGUCCCCCCAGGUGACAUUGCGCCUUCCCGUCAUCCACGAGAUGCCCCCCGCCCCCCCGCAGAGCGUGGCGAGCACCCCCGGGGGAGGGCACGUGGCCGACAGUACACAGGCCGUGUUUCCCACCGUGGCCGAGGACAGGAUGGGUACCCGGGCUGCCGGGAGACCAGCUCCUGAGCAGGGGUUCCAGGCACAGCCGGCAGGCACGGCUGGGGCCGGUCCUGAGGGCCCAGGGGCAGCGCUGGGGCCAAAGGAUGCUCCCCGCGGAGGGCAGGACGGCAGGUGCAGCUGCCAGGGCCCAGGUGUGCUCGGAGGUCCUGAGUGCGCCCCCGGAGAGCGUGCUCCCGAGCUCAGCUAUGAGAAGCAUCGGUUCCCGGCCCCAAAGGAAAACCCCACAGGCAGCCAGGGUGCAGCCUCGCAUUCGCCCAGGGCCACAAAAAGCCACCCAGGAAAAAGCACCUGGCCGAGCCCCAGCAGUCAGCAUGGAGAGGCCGGGGGAGGCUCCGCGGCCCAGGACGGCCGGGGGCCGGAGGGUGUCACCACGGCUGAUGUGUGGGAGCAGGAAGAAGGCAAAAGGCCCCCAGAGACAGCACCUGCUCAGCCCCCGGGGGCUGCCCAGGGAGACGCCGGCCGUUCUGCCCAGAACAGGCUGCCCUCCUUGGACGAAGCCACGCCAGGCAGCAGAGGCUCUGGGCAGACGGCGGCCAUGGGGAACACCGAGCCUCCCGCGGUGCAGUCUCCCGGCAGCACCCAGAGCCCCGAGACCAAGACAGCAGGAGAGUGGGUGACUUUGGACAAGAAGGAAGGUGCAGCCAGGCCGGCAGGCCGUGCAGUCGGGGAGGGAAGUCGUCUGCCCCGGGGUCUUGCCCCAGAACCGGGCGGCCGCCUCCCAGGGCUGUGUGCAGCUGAAGAGAACGGCGCCCCGGAAGGCACAGGGCAGCGUUACCCCCCGGGGCCAGCACCUGCUGAGCCCCAGCUGCGUCUUUCCAAUGGGUGGGCAGCCAGCAAAAGCAGCAGAGCGUUAGGAAGCAGAAGCGAGGCCGUGGGGGAAGACUCUCGGGGUGACGGCGACCAGCCCCAGACAGCAGCUGCCAGGCACCCUGAGCCCCAGGGAGAGCACUCAGCACACGGCCUGGGCGGGCCGUGGGGACCCUUGGUGGCUGUGCAGGCCCAGGGUGGACAGCAGCCCCCUUCUGCCGCCGGGCCCUCCCAUGCACAUCUCACAGUGCCAGCCAAGGGGGCAACCAGGCAGGCAGAGGGGGCCCAGGCUGUGUUAGGGGAGGGGGCCCAGGCUGUGUUAGGGGAGGGGGCCCAGGCUGUGUUAGGGGAGGGGGCCCAGGCUGUGCAGGCAGAGGGGGCCCAGGCUGUGUUAGGGGAGGGGGCCCAGGCUGUGUUAGGGGAGGGGGCCCAGGCUGUGUUAGGGGAGGGGGCCCAGGCUGUGUUAGGGGAGGGGGCCCAGGCUGUGCAGGCAGAGGGGGCCCAGGCUGUGUUAGGGGAGGGGGCCCAGGCUGUGUUAGGGGAGGGGGCCCAGGCUGUGUUAGGGGAGGGGGCCCAGGCUGUGCAGGCAGAGGGGGCCCAGGCUGUGUUAGGGGAGGGGGCCCGGGCUGUGCAGGCAGAGGGGGCCCAGGCUGUGUUAGGGGAGGGGGCCCAGGCUGUGCAGGCAGAGGGGGCCCGGGCUGUGCAGGCAGAGGGGGUCUGGGCUGUGCAGGCAGAGGGGGCCCAGGCUGUGCAGGCAGAGGGGGUCCAGGCUCUGCCAGGGGAAGGGGCCCAGGCUGUGCAGGUAGGGAGAACCCGGGGUCAGGAGCCCCCUGUCCCCGAGGCACAUCUGACACCUGUAGCAAGUCUGGAGGCAGAGCAGACGGUUGGCCUGGAGACAGAGUGCUCGGGGAGUGCGGCCCAGACCCGGCAAGCACGGGCAGGCGUGGGGGGGCGAGAAGGUGCCCGCGGGCCAGGCGUGCGGUCGCAGCAGCCCCAGCAGCCCCGUGGUUCUGGAAAGGGGAGGGCAGCCCCUGGGGGCCGGAAGGCUGAGCCUCAGGCACCGUCAGCUCCUGGCAGGCAGGUGAGGAGCCCAGCCCAGGGAGAUGACACCCAGCGUGCAGAUGCGCCCAGAGGCCAGGCCGCCUGGGGGCAGGCCCAGGCCAGCGGGACAGCAACGCAGGCCCGGGAGCUGCCUGUCAGCAUGGUGGAAGGGCCACCCACUGCUGGCCGGCAUGAGGAAGCCCCCGGUCCCACCCCUAGAGACAGCGGCCUUGGGAGCAAGAGCACCAUGGCCUGUUCCCCAGGGCGCGAUGCUGGAGGCCACCCAGGUCCCCAGCCCCCAGCAUCGGAGGGAGCCCCAGGUGCCCAGGGGCCAGAGAGGGCCGCGAGGGCCUCAGUGGAGGGGACGCUGGGAGACGAGCGUCGGAGGUCGGUGCGCCUGGCAAAGUACAGGGCCCAGAGCUUCGGGGACCAGAGGUCCUUCGAUUUGUCUUUCAGAACCACGGUCAGGGCCCACGAGGCGUGUGAGCUCCCCAAGUGAGGCCAGCUCUGGGCCCGCAGCGUCCACUCCCAUCCCCGACGCCGCGGGCAGCCAUGUCCUCCGCUGCCGCCCUUCCCCUCCCCUGCACCCGCGCUGGCGUGGACGGAGGUGACCGGCACGGGGCCUGGAGGUCUCUCCUUGCCAGGCCCAGGUUGGUCCACCUGGAGGCAUCAGCCUCACUCCCCCAUCUGCACACGCAGAGCUCGGCAGGAGCCCCGGGGCCUCCCACUGGGGCUCCCGCUGCUCCCCUGUGGCCAACACGUAGCCAUGACACCUGGAGAGGACGGCCCCACGUCGGAGUGGGUGGGUUCGAGUCCUGGCUCUGCCACUGACAUAGCCCCUGGGAGGCAUCGGUGAGGGCUCCGUGGCCGGGCCCCUGCCACCCCCAUGGGAGACCCCACUGGAGUUCCUGGCUCCUGGCUUUGCCUGGCCCAGCCCCAGGUGUUGUACAGAUUCGGGGAGUGAACCAGCGGACGGGAUAUCUCUAUCUGCCAUUCGAAUAAAAACAGAUUAUUAACACUU
Molecule: messenger RNA, 5730 nt
Organism: Oryctolagus cuniculus (rabbit)
Lineage: Eukaryota; Metazoa; Chordata; Mammalia; Lagomorpha; Leporidae
Source: RefSeq, a predicted model, not a curated record